AGAGAGAGAAGAGACGAAAGACCCCACAGAGCACUCAUCUUCUCAAAUCUCAACCCUAACUUUGAUUUCUCUCUCUGAAACACACAGCUCUCUCCCAAUCUCUCUCUCUUUCUCUCUGAUGAAAAGCGUCGGAAAAUGGGGAAAUACAUAAGAAAGAGCAAAAUCGACGGAGGAGAAGCUUUAAUGGAUGUUGUUUCACCUUCUUCUUCUUCUUCUUCUUCACUUGGUGUUUUAACUCGAGCUAAAUCACUAGCUCUCCAACAACAACAACAACAACAACAACAGCAACGCCGUCUUCUUCGAAAACCCUCUUCUUCUUCUUCUCCGUGUUUACCACCGACUUCUCCUUCUCCCAAUCCACCGAAGAAACAGAGGAAACAAAAGCAGAACCAGCAGAUGAACGAUUGUACUGGUACUGGUUCGUAUCUUCAGCUACGGAGUCGUCGGCUACAAAAGAAACCCCCAAUUGUUUUGAUUCGGAGGAAACAUCAGCGGAGGAAAGAGACAUGCGGGAGAAACCCUAACCCUAGUCAUAAUCCCCAAAUUUUGGAUUCGAUUUGUGGUGAUGGGUCUAGGUCAGAUUCCGUUUCUGAGAGUGUUGUCUUUGGGAAAAAUCAAGAAUUGGUUUGUGAAAUCAACAAAGAUCCUUCCUUUGGGGAAGCUACUGAACAAAGGACCACAAGGGAAUCCACACCAUGCAGUUUGAUAGGAAAGCCUGAAAUCAUCACAACCCCAGGAUCGUCAACAAAGCUUAACAUUUGUAUAAGUGAAAGCAACCAGAGGGAAGAGAGUUUGUCACGCAGCAGCCACCGUCACCUACCUACUACACCUGAAAUGGACGAGUUUUUCUCGGGUGCUGAAGAAGAACAACAAAAGCAAUUCAUUGAGAAGUACAACUUUGAUCCUGUGAACGAACAGCCACUACCAGGACGGUUUGAAUGGACGAAGGUAGAUGAUUAGAAACAGCAAACAAUGGGGGGUUAAUAGUUAAUACAGAAUAUAUUAACAUUUUCCUGCUAAUUAUCGGUUUGAUCUUAUUACCAUCAUCCGUUUUCUUAACUUUUUCAACAUGUAAAGAGCUUAGGAGAGAAAAACCCAUGUAGUGUUUUUAAAAUUGGU
Messenger RNA from Camelina sativa (false flax), 1119 nucleotides. RefSeq names its product cyclin-dependent kinase inhibitor 4. The record is from RefSeq and is a predicted model, not a curated record. Lineage: Eukaryota; Viridiplantae; Streptophyta; Magnoliopsida; Brassicales; Brassicaceae. Gene Ontology annotation, cellular component: nucleus. Gene Ontology annotation, molecular function: cyclin-dependent protein serine/threonine kinase inhibitor activity. Gene Ontology annotation, biological process: negative regulation of cyclin-dependent protein serine/threonine kinase activity.